Molecule: messenger RNA, 5644 nt
Organism: Stegastes partitus (bicolor damselfish)
Lineage: Eukaryota; Metazoa; Chordata; Actinopteri; Pomacentridae
Product: neural-cadherin-like
Exons: 23
Biological process (GO): homophilic cell-cell adhesion; multicellular organism development; cell migration
Cellular component (GO): plasma membrane; catenin complex; adherens junction
Molecular function (GO): beta-catenin binding; calcium ion binding; cadherin binding
Source: RefSeq, a predicted model, not a curated record
AUGAUUUGGGUUGCGUUUUUGCCCUUUUUGAUUUCAUGCGCGGUAGGGAACCGGACGACGGAGCAGGUGCCGUUCUUUCACGGCCAUGUCUUUGAGAACUCGUCUCCAGGCUCCCGGGUCAACGGACUGAGCGUCCCGUUAAAACGGCUCAACUCGCAAAGGCUAUGCGGUGCUGGAGAAUCCGGUUCAGCGGCAGCGCACUUCAAACUCCUGGGAGAAGGGAGCGAGAAUUUCCGCGUCUUUGCGCACCACAAACGGGGACAUAUUUUAUUGAAGACUUCUGGGGUUUUGGACAGAGAGGAGCGGGCUGAAUACGCACUGGGUCUGGGUUUGUGUUGCAGGCAAUGCGCGGGACUUUCCGGGGAAGAUGAAGACCAGUGUCCACUUGUCACCGAAGUGGCGUCUAUUAAAGUGGAUGUUUUGGACACCAACGACCACCAGCCCACUUUCCCCGGUGCCGAUGUGAAACUGAGUCUGGAUGAUGCUACUGCGCUCCGCACGGCGAUUUACACGGUGACCGCGCGGGACGAUGACAGCGGCAAGAACGCCGAGCUCAUCUACUUUGCCCUGCCCAAAAACGGGAGUUUCUACGCGGUGCCAAAAACCGGUGACAUCCUCCUUGUUGACUCCAUCUUGGGUCUGGAUGGACCGAUCAAAUUUAAAGUGUUUGCCCGGGACCGCGGGUGGCCACCUCGCACGAGCCAGUGCAUCGCAGUGGAGAUAAAUCCACGGCAAUGGCCCGUGGCGCAAACGCUGACUCCCCAACUGGCGCGAAAGUCCAGAUCAGUCAUGGAAUCAGACAGUCCCGUUUUGAUCAAUGUGUCCGAGGAUGCAGGCAUCGGUUCGGUGGUGAUGAACCUGAACCCGGUGAGGUUUCAGACGGCCACGUUUGAACUGGUGGAGCCCGAAGUGGAGAGCUCUCCGGUCAGCGUGAGCCGGGACAGCGGGGAUAUAGUCAUAUCACGGAGACUGGACCGAGAGACUGAGCCUCUGGUGGAGAUCACUGUCAAAGUACAGGAUAAACGAGGUCCAGAGUGGUACUUGGUCAGAGUGGAGCUGACUGUGACAGAUGUAAAUGACAACAUCCCAGAAUGGAGCAUGGUUCCUGCCCCCUACCUGGCUGUGGUUUCCCCUGAUGCCCCUGCAGGUUCUCUGGUCUAUAAGCUCUUCGCUCAGGAUGGAGAUGAAGGCAACAAUGGUGAAGUGGAGUACUUUCUGUCUGAUGGUGGUGAUGGUCGCUUUGAAGUAGACAAAAAGAAUGGCCAGGUGCGGACUACAGGCCUUCCUCUGCAGCGGGACAGGGAGUACCUGCUGACGGUUGUUGCUGCAGACCGGCUGGGCAGCCGCAGCGCCCCCGCCGUCGUCUCUGUGGUUGCAGGAGCCCGGCCUCCACAGUUUACCAACGCUUCUUUCACCAUUGCCAUACCAGAAAACACCCCUGAAGGACAACCCUUCUUGGUCACACCUGCUGUGUCCUUCCAGAGGAAACCAAUCAGCUACAGCCUCCUCAUCAAUCCCAGCAGCCUCUUCUCCAUCUCAGCAGAGACGGGUGAAAUCAGCCUAACCCGCCCUAUUGACUACGAGAGCGACCAGCAUCGCUACUUGCUGUUGGUGCGAGCCAGUGAGGGGCUGGAGAGCAUGAGCAGUGCAGCAGAGGUACGAGUUGUUAUUGUCGAUGAAAAUGACUGCGUUCCAGAGUUCCUCCAGUCGAUUUACAGCAAGGAUGGUGUACCAGAGACUGUUACAACAGCUACCUCCUUGUUACAAGUGUCAGCCAAUGACUGUGACUCAGAAGAGAACGCAGAGCUGACCUAUUACACCCUGAGCCCAGACUUCACUAUUUCUCCUCAUGGGACCAUCUUCCCUGCGGGACCUCUGGACUACGAGAGACCUAAUCAUCUGUACGAGUUUGUUGUUAUGGCUAUUGACAAAGGAGAGGUGCCUCGAACGGGCACAACUACAGUACGGAUUAGGAUGGCGAACGUCAACGAUGAGGCGCCUGAGUUCUCCCAACAUACAUAUCGGACAUUCGUCUCAGAGGAUGCAGGCCCCAACACACUUGUUGCCACGGUGCUGGCAAAGGACCCUGAUGGGGAUGGGAUCACAUAUCGGAUUACCACAGGAAACGAGGAGGGCAACUUCGUCAUUGACAGCCAAAAAGGUUUGAUCCGGCUGCGCUCCAGUCCACCACCUCGCCUCCAGGGUGUUGAAUACGUCCUUAAUGUUACAGCUACGGAUGACAAUGCCUCAGGCGGACCUCAGGCACUGUCAUCCACAGCCCAGGUCAUAGUUGGAGUGGACGACGUGAAUAACAACAAGCCUGUCUUUGAGAAGUGUCAGCAAUACCGAGAGAGCACAUCAGUCCUGGAGAACCAGCCAGCGGGGACGUUUGUUCUGCAAGUGCAUGCUGUGGAUGCUGACGAGGGCUCCAAUGGCAGAGUCACAUAUGGCUUCAUGCACAAAGACUCCACUGUGCCCGCAUUCAGUAUACACCCAGAUACUGGAGUAAUUGUGACAGCCAGGAAAUUUGAUCGUGAACGCCAGCGGGAGUACGCGGUGACCGUGACCGCCACUGACCAGGCAGCUGACCCACUGAUUGGCAUUUGUCAGCUCAACAUCCUCAUCUUGGACCAGAAUGACAACAAUCCCAAGUUUGAAAACAUCCGAUAUGAGUACUUCCUUCGUGAGGAUACCAUGAUUGGAACUAGUUUCUUGCGUGUAGCAGCUCAUGAUGACGACUUUGGCACCAAUGCAGCCAUCACGUACUCCAUGUCCAGUGAACAGCCGGAGUACCUGAGGGUCAACCCGCUGACAGGAUGGGUGUACGUCAACCAGCCCAUCUCACAGAGGACCUACAUCACCAGGGAAAUUGCGGCAACAGACGGGGGCAACAGGAGCAGUUCGGUGGAGCUGGCAGUCACCAUCACGAAUGUAAAGAACCAGCCUCCACAGUGGGAAAAGGACAGCUACAGCGUGAUCAUACCAGAGAACACAGUCCGAGACACGCCCAUUGUGACCAUCAAAGCCACAUCACCUCUUGGAGAUCCCAGAGUAACCUACAACUUGGAGGACGGUAUGGUCCCAGAGACCAACAUGCCAGUUCGCUUCUACUUGACCCCCAACCGAGAAGAUGGUUCAGCUUCCAUCCUGGUUGCAGAGCCUUUGGACUAUGAGACCACCAGGAAUUUCAUGCUACGGGUUCGGGCUCAGAAUGUUGCUGCUGUACCACUGGCUGCCUUCACCACCGUCUACAUCAAUGUCACUGAUGUAAACGACAACGUGCCAUUUUUUACUUCCUCCAUCUACGAGGCCUCGGUCACUGAAGGAGCAGAAUCAGGAACUUUGGUUUUCCAGGUUUCAGCCAAUGACCUUGAUUUGGGUCUAAAUGGCAAGAUCGCUUACUCACUGCUGGAGGAUCGCAGUGGGGACCAUCAGUAUUUCCGUAUUGACCCAGAGCUGGGCUUCAUCUACACACAGGCUGUGUUUGACCGAGAGACCAAAAGCUCCUACCUGUUGGAGGUUCAGUCUGUGGAUGGCUGGGAGUCAGCGCGGCCCGGCAAGCACGGACAGCCCAACUCUGACACAGCAUAUGUUCGCGUUUUUAUCAGCGACGUGAACGAUAACAAGCCAGUGUUUGCACAGACAUCCUAUGAAGUCGAUGUGGAUGAGGAUGCUGACGUAGGCUUUGCCAUUCUCACUGUCAGUGCCAAUGAUGGGGAUGAAGGUGGGAAUGCGAAACUGCGUUACCAGAUCACAUCGGGAAACAUGGGAGGGGUGUUUGAUGUGGAACCAGAGGUGGGAACUAUCUUUAUCUCCCAGCCUCUGGACUAUGAAAAGAACAAAAGGUACAAGCUUCAUGUCCUGGCUUCAGAUGGAAAAUGGGAAGAUUACACAACAGUGACAGUGAAUGUGGUUAACAAGAACGACGAGGCUCCUGUGUUUACUGUCAAUGAGUACUACGGCAGCGUAACAGAGGAGCUGGAUGGUUCACCAGUGUUUGUGUUACAGGUAACAGCAUCUGACCCAGAUAAGGAUGCUGACCAGGAGGCCCUACGCUACUCUCUCCAUGGUCAGGGUGCUGAGAGUGAAUUCAUAAUUGAUGAGGUCACAGGCAAGAUCUAUGCCCAACGGACCCUGGACCGUGAGGAGCGUGCCGUUUGGCGUUUUGUUGUCCUGGCUACAGAUGAGGGUGGUGAAGGUCUGACAGGCUUCACAGACGUCAUUAUCAACGUGUGGGACAUCAAUGACAAUGCGCCUAUCUUCACCUGCGCUCCCAGCUGCCACGGCGAGGUAGCAGAAAACUCUGUAAUAGGGACAUCUGUAAUGGAGAUGACAGCGACUGACCUGGAUGACUCAGCUGUGGGGCAGAACGCUGUGCUCUCUUACAGGAUUGUGGGCAGUUUAGAUGCCACUAACAUUGAGAUAGGAGGAGUGCCCAUCUUCUCAGAAAUGUUCACUAUCAACCCCACCACAGGAACCAUCACUGUCGGGAUGGGUGGUCUGGACAGAGAACAGGUUGAGUCCUACCUCUUGGUGGUUGAGGCUAGGGAUGGGGUAGGAAUGACAGGAACUGGAACUGCUACCAUUCAGAUCAAGGAUGUGAAUGACCAUGCUCCCAGAUUUACUGAUCACUCCUGCACGGCAAGGAUCUCUGAGAACGCAGAGACCAAUGCAGAGGUCCUGGAGCUCGCUGCAGAGGACAAAGACACUGGAGAAAAUGCCCAGCUGACCUUUAGUGUUGUGGCUGGAGACCAAGAGCAGAAAUUCUACAUGGUCAGUCACAAGCAGGAGCAGAGAGGCACCUUGAGGCUCAAGAAACGUCUGGACUAUGAACGACACAACGAGCAGAGGUUCAACCUCACAUUGAAGGUUGAAGACCUAGACUUCUCCAGUCUUCUACACUGUGUGGUGGAGGUGGAGGAUUACAACGACCAUGCUCCUGUCUUCAUUCCACACUUCUUGUCGCUGGCCCCGCUACCUGAGGACAUCACUGUGGGAACUAGUGUGGCCCGUUUGGUAGCCAGCGACUCUGAUUCAGGCCAGAACCGAGAAAUCACCUAUAGCUUAUCAGAGGAGUCAGACCCUGAGGGUCUGUUUACUAUCAACCAGUCCGGUGUACUCUCAGUGGCCCGGCCUCUGGAUCGGGAGAGGAUACCCCAGCAUCACUUGGUUGUCAUAGCAACUGAUCAUGGGGUUCCACCUCUAAUAGGCAGUGCGACGGUUCAGCUGCCUUUGUUGGAUGUAAAUGAUAACGGACCAGAGUUUGAGGCGGCAUACUCCCCAGUAGUCUUUGAGAAUGUGGCUGGACCACAGGUCGUACGGUUGAACCAAACAUCAUCCCUCCUCCGGGCUGUGGACCAGGACUCUCCUGAGAAUGGUCCACCAUUUCACUUCACCGUCCCCGCCGAGUAUCGUCACAGCAAUGAUUUCUACCUUCAGGAUAAUCUAAAUGGCACGGCGACACUGACGGCUCUGAGGACAUUUGAUCGUGAGCGACAGAAAGAGUUUCUCAUUCCUAUUAUAAUGAGUGACAGCGGCCGUCCAGCCAAAACAGUGACCAGCACCCUGACUGUGACCAUCGGUGACCAAAAUGAUCAUGCACAUGUGGCAGGGGAGAAGAAAAUUUUCAUUAAUAGUCACAGAG